Molecule: messenger RNA, 2250 nt
Organism: Thamnophis sirtalis
Lineage: Eukaryota; Metazoa; Chordata; Lepidosauria; Squamata; Natricidae
Source: RefSeq, a predicted model, not a curated record
UUGGCCGCCGGAUCCUAUUUCCUUUUACGAAGCGUCUUCGGUGGAUCCAGGCAGAGGUUGGACCGAUAGGAUUCUGCAGUUUCAGAGGUCUCCAAAGCACAUUCGAGGCCCUCAUCCCAAGGAACUCAGCCUGCUCUCUUCCUUCCGAUUUGGCCAAGAGACAUGAGUGGCCCGCCAGCGUGGCAACGCCGCAACUAGUGACCUCGACGUGAUUCACGGAUCGAGCACGUUUCUUGGCAUUUUCAUACUCAUCCGGCUGGACGGAGCACCCUCCCUUAUUCGUGAGUAUGGGGACAGGGUUUUCUAAGUCUCAGGUCGCGCACCUCCACGAACUGAGAGAAUUCACCAAGUCCUCAAUCGUUGUACUUAAAAAUGGGAAAAAAUUGCCCCGGCCAACAAAAACUGAAUUAACGGUUUUACUAAAAUACAUUUACGAACAUUGUCCGGCUUACCCGGAGAAAGGUUCAAUUCGAACGUCCACAUGGAUUAAAUUAGGCACUUAUUUGCACGAGUCCCCAAGGGCUCCGGCGAAAAUGCUCGCCACGUGGCGGAUAAUCGUGGAAUGCCUAAAAAUUCAUGAGGAGCCCCUGACGGCAGAACCAGGCCCGCCUCCGGCAUAUCAAUCAGAUACCAAAUUGCCCCAAUUAGGAGAAAGCACUACCCUGGUCCCCUCAGGGCCUAGUCAGUCUCCCCCCGAGGUCCCGGCCCCUCGCGCCCCCCUGAAAGGAGGAGCGGUGGCCUCUACUCUCUGGGACGCCCUUCAAAACGGCGAUCUGGAUUUGGAAGACAGUUCUCGUGUUCCCCCCGUUAACAUGAAGCCUGACCCUGCCAACCCGGCGGGGCCACAAAUCCCAGUAUAUACACCCGUCCCGUACAAAGCCAUUAAGGACAUCAAAGAAGCAACUGCCAUGUACGGAAUAACUUCCCCCUACACCCGAGGUUUGAUCGAGUGUCUGGGAAACAUUUAUUGGCUUGUCCUUGAUGAUUGGAAGCUUCUUUUUUUAAUGAUUUUAACUCACUUCCAGUAUGCCAUCUGGUCUUCUGCAUACGAGAUUGAAAUUGAAAGACAAAGUGCUUGGGGCCUCCCACCGGGGGUCACCAAUGGCCACCUGAUCGGGGGGGUAGGCUUUGAAACCCCCCAACAGCAGGCUGCUGUCCCUUGGGAGGCUAGCCGCAUAAUUUCUCGAGCCGCUAACACCGCUCUUUUAAAAGUAGAUGACCCAGAGGAUGGCCCUAAAAAAUUAUUUACAAAAUUAUAUCAGGGUCCUUCUCAAAAUUAUCAAGACUUUGUCGACGACCUGAAAAAGGCCAUCGACCGGCAGGUGGACAACCACGAAGGCCGCCAGUUAUUGCUUAGAAUACUGGCAUAUAAAAAUGCCAACUAUGACUGUCAGUGCAUAUUGCAGCCCCUUGUGGACCAGCCCGGGGCAGACAUCGCUGACUACUUAGAAGCCUGCCGAGUGGUCGGCACCGUGACCUAUAAAAUGGAUGCCCUCGCUGCUGCCCUGCAACAAUAUAGAGCGCGACAUUCCGGUAACUGUUUUAAUUGUGGAAAACCGGGACACUUUCGCGCCCAGUGCAGAGCUCCGGGGGGAGGGAGUCGGCGACAGAACAAUCAAGCGAAACCAAAAACGGUUUGUCCCCGUUGCAAAAAGGGGUUUCACUGGGCAAAACAAUGCAGGACCAACCGUCCCCCUAGUCUGGGAAACUAGAACAGGGGCGAUCAGCCAGCCCCGCUCGAAAGGCUGAUAAUGGCGGCAGUCACCAGUCCCCGCCACCUCUUCCGGCCUUGGUGGAACUGGAGAACGCAGAGGAAAUAGCUACCCUGCUGCCGGGAACCGCCUAGUCUUUAAUUCUCCGCCUCAAAGGCCCCACUCCCCUGCCCACCAAUGUUCCGUUUCUGGCCUUUCCACAGCGAGACUUUGUCCUGCAGGGAGCCAUCGACGCCCCCUUUUUGCUGGACCCCCGAUGACCGGGGCCACAUGGGUAUGGCUUUCAUCCCCAACGUUCCCCUGAGAGUGCCGGAAGGGCAAGUGGUUUCCUCUGCCUUGCCGCUUCCUUAACCCACUCCUGUGUCGUCUACUCACUUGUUGGCCAUGGAACAACCUUUGCUGCACGCUCGCCCGAUCACCAGCUUUAACGUUAAUGGCCACCGCUUUUCUGGUAUUUUAGACACCUCCCACAGACCCAUUCAAUCCCACAGAUUAGGCCUCCUCCGUAUUACAUCUGCCGGCCAAUGUCGGCUGGCGA